AUUCUGCAAGUGCAGCGUAAAUGAAAUAAUAAAAAAUAAAUUUAAGCAUAAAAAUUCACAUCUUGCGUGUUAAGAAGAUAUUUAAAAUAUCUGUAGUUCUGUGAGUGCAACGAAAAAAUAACAGAAAGUAUCUGAAAUAAAGGUAACAGAAAAUAUUCGCAUUUAUGGUUCACAACUUAAAAAAUCCAAAAUUUGCGCUUGUGCAUGAUCAGUUCUGACAUAAUUGCAUUUUAAAUUAUAAUCAUUAUCUUUUAUUGUCGUGCUUUAUUGAUUCCUGUGGAUUGCGUUAUUUAUAUUAUUUAUUUGUUUUAAAUUGAAAAACGUCCGGUUCAUUCAUAUAAUUUGCAAUUCGUGUACAAUAAAUAACUAAUCACCUGUGUACCACCUGUGUUCAAUUUAAUUAGAACAAAACUUCAUUAAAUAAUAAAAUUAACAAAAAUGACGAGAUUACUUCAAACACUACUUUUCUCAACACUAUUUUGCAUCACAGUUCUCAGUGCACUAACAGAAUCCAGUGAUAUCACAACCACACAAAAACCACAACAACAUCAUCGUCGACAACAUCAUCGAAUACAUCAUAAAGAACAUCGAAGACGUGAACAUAUUAGUGAACGUUUAACUAAAACACAAGAACUAAAUGAACAAAUCGAUCUUAUAGAUCCGAAAGAAGCACAGCCACGAGUUUUGAAUAGUACAAGAAUAAGACCUCUUACUGCAAGGGAUUAUUAUAAUCGAGUUGUGCAGAGAAGACAGAAUGUGCAUAGAAACAUUCCUACCGAAUGGGGUUACAAUACAUACAAUGUGCUCACUAAUACGUUUGAUACGUCACCAGUAGGAAAAAGUGCUGGUAAAGGUGAUGAUAAUAUGCACGAUGUAGAAUUUAUAAGCAAUAAUGCGGGCACCAGCCCUGAAUGGGCAGCACCAAAUCCAAGACGGGGUUAUGAUUACUUGCCACCAAUGACGCCAACCACUAGUACAACAACUACUAUGCCAAUUACACGCAGAACAUUACUAACAACUUCUGCACCGCCACCACUUGUACCAGUGCGUAGAGGUUAUCCACCUAUUUUACCUUCUAAAAGUUAUAAUGACUUGCCACAUGUAACCGAAGAUCCUAUUGAAACAAAUAUUAUAAGCAGAAAUCCAAACGAUUCGAAAGAUAUGGAAAAACGCCAUAUUUGCGUGCAACAACGCACAAUAACGAUGCCUGUGAAGACCACAGAGGUAUAUACUCGUCCAAUCUGGAAACAUAUCAGCACGCCUUGUCAACCACAGAUGCAUGCAAAUCAGAUGUGCACACGCGUUCAAUUGGUGCACGAACAGGCAUUCAGAGAUGUCAUACGUCACAAAUCAGCACAACAGGUCACUUAUGACUGCUGCAACGGCUGGACACGUGAGACGCCGCACACAGAUUCCUGCAUGAAACCUGUCUGUUCUACACGGUGUCAAAAUGGUGGCACUUGUAGUACACCCGAUACUUGUUCAUGUCCAAAGGGUUACACCGGACGCUACUGUGAACACGAUAUAAAUGAAUGUAAAGAAGAGAAACCAUGUGAUCAGACCUGUGUCAAUACGAUUGGUGCAUACUAUUGUAAGUGCCGUGAAGGUUUUGCAUUGCAAUCAGAUCAACAAAGCUGUAAAAAAAUAGACUUACGUGAAGAUGAUGCAUUUGAAGCACGGGAUUUGGAAAAUGAAAUAGAAGGCGGCGAGAAUGUAGUAGCUCGCCUACAUAAAAUUGAACGUUCCUUAGCUAAUGAACGUGUACAAACGCAUGAACUACAGAAGUCACUGCAAGCAACGUAUAAUGUAGUGGACACAUUAAAAAGUCGCUUAAACACAUUAGAAAAACAACAACAGGAUAUAAAUCGUCUUCAAACGAAUCUCUUCGCUACAGAAUCACGCACCAAUAAACUGGAAGGAAUGCUUAAUUUACUUAUGAAAUGUCGAAACGGUCCGAAUGCGAAUUGUCCAUAAAUACGUUAAAUACCUUAAAUAGUUCGUAAUUAUUAUUUAUAAUUAAAGUAACAUGAACAGA
Molecule: messenger RNA, 2035 nt
Organism: Teleopsis dalmanni
Lineage: Eukaryota; Metazoa; Arthropoda; Insecta; Diptera; Diopsidae
Gene: slow
Exons: 6
Coding region: 439-1974 (511 amino acids)
Biological process (GO): anatomical structure development
Cellular component (GO): extracellular region; cell surface
Molecular function (GO): calcium ion binding; signaling receptor binding
Source: RefSeq, a predicted model, not a curated record